This is a messenger RNA of Mizuhopecten yessoensis (Yesso scallop), 3782 nucleotides long. Its product is annotated as tumor protein p53-inducible nuclear protein 1-like. The record is from RefSeq and is a predicted model, not a curated record. Gene Ontology annotation, cellular component: nucleus; autophagosome. Gene Ontology annotation, biological process: autophagosome assembly; positive regulation of DNA-templated transcription. The transcript is spliced from 3 exons. NCBI's taxonomy places the organism in Eukaryota, Metazoa, Mollusca, Bivalvia, Pectinida, Pectinidae. Bases 183 to 992 code for a protein of 269 amino acids.
AGCGCCAUCAAAACGUAAACACGACUGCGUCGUUGCAUUCAUCUGUCAGACGGAGGGAAACAGCUGAUUCGAGAAAAACACUGCAGAAAAUUAACAGAUUUUCACUGAAAUUUGUCGUAGUUUCCAUAAAGAGUGAUCGGAAUUGAUAGAAAGAUUAUUCGGGUACAGAGUCAGGUAGCAAGAUGCUGACAAGUGUGGCUAGCUAUCUGUUCGGGGGCUCUAGUGCCGAGGACAUGGAGACUGCACCAGUUGAGCUGGAGACUAAACCUGCACCCGACCAGGACUGGGUCAUCGUGGAUGUACCGGAUACAGCAUGCAAAUCUACAACUUCGCCACAAGCUGAAAUUCUUGGUCAUAAAAAAUGUUGCCGACUUGUGCGAAUAGCAAAUCCUGUAUAUAGUGACAGUGAUUCUGAAACUGCCUCCAAUUGCCACCCGGCAAGCCAAACUCCAUCCACUCCCGGCUCCUUGAGCCCCGUGGGACAUUCCAGAUACUGUUUGAACGCUAAAAUUGGUUUUCAUGAAAGUUGGAUUCUUACACCUCCUCCAUGUUUUACUGCAGGCGGCGCCACAUCUUCCCAGGUAGGCAUGGAUCCAAUGGAAAAUCUCCUCAUAGAGCAUCCCAGCAUGUCUGUUUACAACAGUCAUUGUUCUGGAGGAAGUGCAGGUGAGGAAAGUGACUUAUCCGAGUCUUCCACAGAUAAUAUUUCUAGAACAAUUCAAAAACGUGGCCUCCGUCCAAGAAAUGCUCACGGUGUUGUUGUGCAGCAGUCACCACGCAAACCCCAGGCUCUGGCAGCAAGGGCUCAGACCGAUUCAAUUAAAUCCUCCCAAAGGUCGAAGCAGUACAAGGAGACUCGCCGCCUUACACGAGCCACCAUUGACAGGCACAACAAGACCACUGGACAACGCACAACCGCCAAACGUGGCUAUAACUGUCAACGCAUCAACUGUCCAAAGAGCUGCGUUCAGACCUACCAGGCCAAGCACUAAUGUAACUGAGCGUCUAGUAAUCGGAGUUAUCCUAUCAAUUUAGCCCCUAGCUCUGACUGGUUGUUGUUUAUGUAUACAGUUAGUAGUUAACACCCAAAUUUAUUAAGUAAUAUUUUGCUAACUUUACUAAUUGUAUAUCUGUAUAUGGUCAGUUGUUAUACCUGUUUAUUUGUUAAUUUUCAAUCCAUGCAAUUGUUAUUUCAGUGAGUAAGUCUUUUUCAAUUAGACAAUAAGAGUACAGUAAAGAGUACAUGUUUUUUUACAACUGCGUCACCAUUCAAUACUGCAUAUAUAUAAUUCAAAAGAAAAAACAUUUUCUACAGAAAUAAUCUACAAAUAACAACCUUGGUGCUCUUGUGAUUUAUUUUUAUGAAAAUAAUAUCUGAUACAGAUAGUGGUAAUUCAGACAGCACAUUGCCAUACUUAUAAUAAUUCUGAAUCAACUGUAAAUAUAAACAUUAAUUAUUUACUGCAGCACAAACAUGUUAUUGAUGUAAGGUAUUUUAGUGAUUAUCUUGUACAAUUUUUGUCAUCUUCUGAGUAUACAAGAUCUGAAUAAAAAUGUCGCCAUAGUCAAAACUUUUACUUGACAUUUUAUUAUAUUACUGUCCAUGCUCAAUAUCAGGAAUUAACAUGACGAAAGUGUCGGAGAUCCACACAAAAUUUUAAAAUCUGAGUGAACUGAAAUACAAACAGCUAGGUUAUUGUUUGAAAUUAAUGUACUUUUUUAGUUUGUAUAUCUGCAUGUAGUAUAAAUUUUAAUAUUGUGCAAAUAAAUGUUUUUAUUUUCACAGUUAUCUCAGAGGAUUGCCAUUAUUAUGAAAACUUGUGUUUUAUGUUCAGCUAUUUCAUUGAGACAAAGACAUGUAAGAUCACCAUGUCAUUAUAUACACGUAAGUUGAUUAUUACUUGGUGCUGGCCUUGAGGAACAACAUCCACUAAGAUUUGAUCAUUUUUGUUCUUCUCAGGUAAAUUAAUCUGGUGCAUUACCUGUCAUGUUAAGUAAAAUAGUCUAUACAGAUGCUCUACUCCAACAUUCAGUAGCUAGUUCAUAUAUAAGCUGAUCAUUUGAGGAACAAAGUAAGUAGCUUGAAACUUCUACUUGCCUUAUCCAAGUUUAGUCAUUUGUAAUAGUCAUUUGUCUGUCAUAAUUCAGAAAGCUUUGGUAAAUUUUGUUUGUUAGGUAAGUAUAUAUAUAAGUAAAUACUGAAGUUAUCCUACUGGAUAAAUGUAUAUAAUCGGACAAACCAGUGUUAACUUUUGUUGUUGUAAAUAGCAAGAUGUUUGAUAUUAAUAUAUUGUCUUCUGAAUCCUUGUGAUAUACACAGAAUCAUACAACAGAUAAUUUAUUGUUGAGAAAAGGAAGCAUUGUGUCUGUUGUAGUGUGCAAUACUGGAUGUAAUUAGUGAAAUAAUUAACAAGUUGAGUGUUGAUGGCAGUGGACGGUACUAACAGUUACUUGUACAUACAUCAUGUAUAUAGGUGUUUCAUCUGUAUAUAGAGGUCAUCUUGUCAGUACUGAUAAAACAACAGCUAGUUUUAAGUAAAUAGAACAUUUAUUAUUUACCAAUCAUUGAUUUCAUAUUCUUGUAUAUUUUUUUAUCAAUUUUUUUGCACCCGCUAUAAACUUUGAUGCGCAAAUGAACAUUUUACGAAUUUUGAGAAUGAAAUAUGUUUCCUAUCAAUGCAUUCAUUUUAUCAUCGUUUACAUCAUCACAUUUUAUCCAGGAGUUUCUGUUGAUGGUAGUGUCAGACAGGUAUCCGCCCCACUUCAAUGGGUUCGCUCAUUUCAACUGUUUGUCAUUGCAGCAUUUGUUGGUUUGCCAUAAACUGAAUGUACAGAUACUUACAUAUCUAAAAGGUCCUUGUUGAUAUUGCAUAAAGGUUAUUGAAAAUCUAAUUGAUUAUAAAUUAAUAUUAUAAAGAAGUUUUGAAAGACCAGUGUUGCCAGCUUUACAUCACAAGCUUUCAAUGUAAAUACAUAUAGUAAGGGUGUAUCACCCGUAUGAAUAUUCCAAUACCCUCGACAACUGAUACUAUGUAUUUAUAAAUCUAUGCAAAAUUUUGUCAAAAUGCUGAGCAUGGAUAAGUGCAAAUGAUACGUAAUUAUUGAUUAACAAGAAAUGUGUAAGAGUUGUGUAAAUUUUCUGAUCAACUUCUGCCAGUACACCAUGGUGGGUCUGAAAACUAACGAGUGAUUUCCAUACUGUUAUAUGUAUAUUUGUGUAAACUAGAUCUCUAUUGGACAUUAGCUUGGUACAGUGAGAGUGUUAACUGUUAUAUCUGCUUCUGUCGCUGAAGACACUAAACAAAUGAGAGUGGUUUCCUCUUGCAGUGGUUUGAGCGAAUGAAUAGCCAUCUACUCUGCCACAUUAUCUUUUGGGUGGCUGAAGCUUGCCUUUUAUUUGUAACACCUCAGGGAGUGGUUUCAAGUGGCAUGCGAAAAAAAUCUCUUUCUGCCUGACUAUAGCUUAUUUAUAAAUGGCACCAUCUCCAGUCUUGCAAUCAUUGUCGCUCAAAGAAUUUAUCUUUUAAUUGAUUUUUUUUUCUCUGUAUAAUUUUUUAACUGUCUUUAAAUUAUUUAUUAGUGUACGCUAGUGUUGCGGAGAGUUGAUGCAAGUUGCCAGUACAUGUCUAGUUGUUAUGGGUGUUUGUGUGUAGUGGCUAGCAGUUUAACGGCAGAGAGGUACACACUUUGUAACGAGCAAUUACAUAAGAGAUAUUGUGAGACUAAAAACCUCAUAUUUGCAUAUUGUUAAAACAAUAAAAAAAAGUUUUAUUAUGUUAACA